Molecule: messenger RNA, 1310 nt
Organism: Sclerotinia trifoliorum
Lineage: Eukaryota; Fungi; Ascomycota; Leotiomycetes; Helotiales; Sclerotiniaceae
Source: the annotation of a GenBank genome assembly
UUGGUUGUAGCUGAAUUCACGAAUAUUUUUAUAUGAGUACAAACUGUAAAGCAAGCCACCAGCUUUUACUUAAAGAUUCAAAGAGUGGUUGAUGUUCAUAACAAUUUCAAACAAUACCAACACUUAUCUUUAUAUUAAGAAAUCAUCUCUCCUAAAGUUCCAAUUGUUAGAAGUGGGAAGAAACAAUCAAAAGUUCAAAUACUCACUUCAGGCAAAAGAAGUCUUUAUCUUACCUAGAUAUCCACCCUCAACUCCGGAUCUUCCUCACUUUCUCACCCCCACUCAUUCUUCACAACAAUUGCGAUAAAAACGAGAUGUCUGCGGUUCGAAGUACAAGCCGAGCCUUUGCAGGUGUUCGCAGAACUACAACUCAAUCUCUACGAAGAGAGUUUGCGACAGUAGCUGAUAGUCCCAUUCGAUUUGCCUGCAGGCCCCCCGCAUCGCCCGCCUUAUUAUGUCCCUUCUCGGUAUCAGGAUCGCGUCCUAGUACGAAGCAAAUGUGUGAAAUCAGACAAAACACAAGAUCUACAGCUGCUCGUCGAGAGUUCUCUGCAACUUCAAAAGCUUUGCAUGGCCAUAUAACCCCUCCUAAGCCCGGGGAAGAGUAGGACUUUUCACUCGUCGAAUUUGUCACUGAACCCAUGUUGAUGAAUCGCAGGUUACAUGUUACUUUUUUCGACAAGGAGGGAGAUGAACACACAUUCAAAGUCUCAGCAGGGGACAAUCUUUUGGAUAUAGCACAGGCCAAUGAUUUGGAAAUGGAAGGUCCGUAUUUUAGUUCAUCACCAUUCGAUCACAAACUAAUAAUCAUUCUAGGGGCCUGUGGGGGAUCUUGCUCAUGCUCAACAUGUCAUGUUAUAGUCGAAGAUGAAGAAUUCUAUAAUAAAAUGGCCGAGCCGGACGAUGAUGAGAACGACAUGUUGGACUUAGCGUUCGGAUUAAGAGAGACAUCGAGAUUGGGCUGUCAAAUUGUGAUGUCAAAAGAAUUAGAUGGAUUGCGCGUAAGACUCCCUUCUAUGACACGGAACCUUCAGGCUAGCGAUUUUAAGAGUUGAGCCGGAGGAGGGCUUAACUUAUCACCUGUAUGAUCACGAAUGACUUGCAACGCUAUUCCUAAAUAAUGGUGCAGGAAAGCAUUGCAUUUGGGUCGUAGGAUGGACACAUUAAAAAGGGUAUUUAUCAUUUGUACAUAUAAUCCGCACCAUGAGGGACACGGGCUUGCUGGAUGCUUUAUAUGAACGAAACCUCCAAGAGGAGUAAAAUCGCACCUCCAACGCCAUACCAUGGAGAAUCUGAUUAGAAUUUUUUCU